CCUUGCCAUAGCUUUCCGCAGCUCUAUGGCUUCAUUGCCUCACAAAGGAAUGGCCGACCUUCCACCCUUGUUGGAAUUUUCUGAUGGCACGCCAGUAAAGACAAAGACAGACUGGGAGAAUAGAAGAAACGAGAUCAGAGAUCUCCUAACACAAUACUACUAUGGGUCUGUUCCGGAUGAAACUCCUCGUAUUGCUCGAGUCAAAACCAUCAACAACAAUACAGAACGAGGAGUCGUUCGCAAUGAAAUUAUGAUUACAUUUGAUACUAUCAAUAUGGCAAACUUUAUUCUUGAGUUUCUCUAUCCUGUGACAUGCACCUCUCAUGCAAGAUGCCCUCUUUUCAUGACGCAAACUAAUCACAGACGUUGGGGACUUGUGGGGAUAUCAAGAGGUUAUGCAGUUGCUGUAUACCCUGCAGCAGACUCUAACGAUGAAACUGAUCCCUUCCGGGUUGCUUAUCCAAACGCAACUUGGGGCUUGAUCAGACGUCGAGCCUGGUUGGCAAGUCGUGCAGUUGACUAUCUUGUCACAUUAGAUGUGAUUGAUCAAGAGAAAAUAGCAAUUACUGGUCACAGUCGUAAUGGGAAACAAUCAAUGAUUGCAGCUGCUUUUGAUGAUCGAUUCACGGCCGUCAUUUCAUCAUCAUCUGGUGUCCCUGCCAUGUCUCCAUAUCGUUUCACUUCAUCGUUCACUUUCUCGGAGUCUCCGUCAUCUAAGUGGCCCAAUGCCCCUGAUAGUCUCAAUUGUUCAUGUUCAAGAAGUCCAGAUCAUCGUCCUACGAUUCCACAAUGUUGCUGGUGGUUGCCCUCUCUUACUCAAUUUGAAGGAAAGGAAAAUGAAAUUCCAAUCGAUUCACAUGGUCUUCUUGGUCUGAUAGCGCCUCGAUUCAUGUUGAGUGAAUGUGCUUGGACUGACCCUUGCGAUCCUUCAUUUGCUGUUGAAAGAUCAUACUGUGCUGGCAAAGAAGUUUACAAGUUUAUGAACGUUAGUGAAAGAUUACGAAUACAUUACAGACCAGGGCAACAUCAUGGAUUUGAAGACUUAGAAAACUACUUUGACUGGUUUGAUUACGCUUUUGGGCGUGGGCAAACAUCAUCAAGUGAUUUUCUGGAAGAACGUCUACAUAAUUUUGAUUGGAAUUCAUGGAAUAGCAGUUCUUCAACAUUGCAUCCAGAUAUACCUCUACAAAAUGCAAGCCUUUUGUACAAACUGCAAUGGAUGUUGGGAGAGAGUCCAGGCGGACCAGUUACAAGCCCUGGAGGUUCCUAUGCAGUUGAAUAUCAUGGAUACAUCGAUGACAUGCUUGGCAAGGGAUCUCAGCUGUAUGAAGUGAUUGAUGGUGUUGUCAAAAUGACAGUAAACUUUGGAUGUUACAUAUACGGUAAUGUCUAUUAUCCAGACAACUACAAGUCAUCAACCAUACCGGCUGUCGUUUGGUUGCACCCAUUCUCUUACCAAGGAGGAUAUAUUGAGAACUAUCCACACGAUUCUCAACGAAUGUACCAUCGACUGGCCAAAGAAGGAUUUCUCGUGCUAGCAUAUGACCAAAUCGGGUUUGGAGAGCGUCUCCUUGAUGGCACACCAUCUCAAUUCUACAAAAGAUACCCAAACUGGUCAUUGCUUGGCAGCAUGGUGCAUGAUGUUCAAUCGGCUAUCGAUUUUCUUACUGCUGAUCAAAAUGGUAGCCAUCCUGAUGGUCUUCCUCUCUUCAGUUUCUAUCACAAACAUUAUCCUCCUGUUCAAAAGAAUCAUAUAUAUCUUGUUGGUUAUUCCAUGGGUGGAUUAGUUGCAUUGCAUGCGGCUUCUUUUGAUACUCGCAUUGCUGGAGUGGCAUGUCUUGCUUGUUUAACUCCACUGAGAAACAAUUCCUUGUCAAGAACCACAGGAGGCAACCGCAGGCUGUAUGAAUGGCAUGCCUUGCUGCCAAGACUUGGGUGGUUUGAGGGAAACGAAAACAAAAUCCCUUAUGAUUUUGGUGAUAUCCUACUGUAUCUGAAAAACAAUACAAGUACUCUGAUCGACAGUCCACUGUACGACAGAACGGUAAAUCACUGGGCAGUGCAAGAUGUCAUUGAUUACGUCCACAACCAAGCCUCAGACAUCGACAUGAAAUUCGUUUCUACACAAGACAUUAACCAACUGAAUGACAGAAUGCAAGAAAGCACAGUUCAGUGGCUGCAUAGCAGACUGUAAUCCUGUCACAUCAUGUCGUCUAUAAUGUAUGAAUAAUUUGCCAUUUUGUUCAAUAGCUUGGCAUACAAGUUAUGCCCUUGUUUAUUUUAUUCAUUUAAGAUCUGCAAACACCUGUAUAUGUUGUUAUCAAUAAUA
Messenger RNA from Corticium candelabrum, 2329 nucleotides. RefSeq lists its product as uncharacterized. The coding region runs from base 26 to 2194 and encodes 722 amino acids. NCBI's taxonomy places the organism in Eukaryota, Metazoa, Porifera, Homoscleromorpha, Homosclerophorida, Plakinidae. The transcript has 2 exons. The record is from RefSeq and is a predicted model, not a curated record.